AUGAAGUUUUGGUUUUAUAAUAUUAUAUUCUUAGUUUUUAUGUUAAAAUUUUCAAAAUGUUUGGCAUUGUUUAACGACAAAAAUAAACCCAGGCUAUCUUUAACUACAUUGUAUAACAAUAAUAUAUUAACAAAAAAAAAAAAAAAUUUUUUAAAUAUUUCCCCACAAUCAAGUUUACAAUUAAAAAAAUAUGAAUUUAUGCAUAAAAGAAAGCAUGUAAAUUUUAAGAAUAUGCUAAACAAAAAUAACCUUUUAAAAAAUAUAUGCUUUUUAAAUUUUAAAACAUGUGCAUAUAAAAAUUGGAAUACAAAUUUUUUCGUCUUAUUCGUUCGUGGAUGCACUAAUGUAAAACCAAAAACAAAUAAAUCAAUUGCAAAAAGGUUUAAACUAACAAAAAAUGGAAAAUUAAUAAGAAAAAAAUGUGGUGGAAGUCAUAUGCUUAGAAAAAGAACGUCAUCAAAUAGAUCAGCACUCAGAAAAAAAACUGUUAUAGCCUCGAAUAGAAUAGCCAACAAGUACAAGAGUGUAAUUUUUAAGUAA
Molecule: messenger RNA, 540 nt
Organism: Plasmodium vinckei vinckei
Lineage: Eukaryota; Apicomplexa; Aconoidasida; Haemosporida; Plasmodiidae
Product: ribosomal protein L35, putative
Exons: 1
Coding region: 1-540 (179 amino acids)
Biological process (GO): translation
Cellular component (GO): large ribosomal subunit; ribosome
Molecular function (GO): structural constituent of ribosome
Source: RefSeq, a predicted model, not a curated record